Molecule: messenger RNA, 1772 nt
Organism: Cuscuta epithymum
Lineage: Eukaryota; Viridiplantae; Streptophyta; Magnoliopsida; Solanales; Convolvulaceae
Source: the annotation of a GenBank genome assembly
AGGCUAAGUGACUUACAAGAUAACACUCCCACAACCCCUCAUUAUAACUCCCAGAGAUAAGAGAGAAGUAGAGAGACACACAACCAAGAAAACAAAGGAAAGAGCAAGCUGUCCGCAGGGUGAAAUUCCAGUGCGUAAGGUUACUUGUUUGCUUCAUAUCUCGUGCAAUACUCAACCAAAUAAUGAGUGUGAGGUGCCCAGAGAAAGAUCUCAAGAAGAGGAAUCCAUCAAGGUCUGGUUUGGAUCAAUCUGAGUAGUGAAAGGCUUCCAAAUCCUUGGAAGAAAACACAACCUCGCAGAAAACGGAUUUGCUCCUCUAAAGAAACGAGUCGCCGGAAAACACCCAUUCCAGGGGCUGUUUUCGUAUCAAUGAUUAGAGGUUGAGAUAGCACUUUGGGAAGGCUGUUUAAAACUCAUUUCUAAGCAAGGAAUCAGUUCUUCAUCCACCUUGAUCGAAGCUUUGACCAUUGGAUCGAGAAGGAAAGGUUUAAAGCUCAUUUGAGGUGAGGAUGACCGACUAUAUAGCUUAUAAUUGUUGGGUUAAUUUCAUAAGAUUACCUAAAUGAAUUAAAUGUGUUGGCAUGGAUUAUUAAUGAUUAAUAAUGGCUAAAAAAAAUUAUUAUUGGGUAAGAAAAGAAUGCAUAAUAUACAAAUUUAGGAAUCAAUUAUGUAUGAUUAUGUGUUAUAAAUAUGAUGGCAUGAUGGUUGCUCUCACCAUAAAGUUUAUUGUGAUUAACGUACUUUUACUUCAUGUAAAGAAGUCAUGAAGGGAUAAAGUGACAUGUUGAUAUUAGAGACAACUUAUACUUGGAUGCAGAAUUAAAUUGAAAUGAACAAAUAACUAUGAAUUAAGAAUUCGGUUGUGCUAAGGUCAAUUGACUAGUAUUGAAAUACUAGUCGGAAGGAUAGUUCGAAUAAUCGAAGAACUAAUCCUAAGAUAUUAAAUUUGUGAUGAGUAUGCCCUAAGUGACCAUAAGGGGAUAAUUUAAGAUGGACUUUAUGAGCUCCAAGUAACAUUAGGAGUAGGCCUUAAGGGCUACUCAAAAUGGAUUGAGUCUAGACUAAGAAAUUGUUUAGAGAUUAGAUAACGUGACUAUUAGCCGAGCUCUAGCACGUGGUAGUGUGACUAUGAGCCGAGCUCUACCACAAUGUAGUAUGACUAUGAUCCGAGCUCUAGCAAAACGUAGUAUGACUAUGAGCCGAGCUCUAGCAAAGUGUAGUAUGACUAUGAGUCGAGCUCUAGCAAAAAUGUAGAAAGACUAUGAACCGAGCUCUAGCAAAAUGUAGUAUGACUAUGAGCCGAGCUCUAUCACAAAUUUGUAUGACUAUGAGCCGAGCUCUAGCAUGAAGGAACGUGGGUUAACUAUGAAAUAAUAACAUCCUAGAUUGAGGGUCUUGGAAAUUGAAACUUUGAUUAUACUUAGUAUAGUUGUCAUUGCUCUUGUCAAAUGCUUCCAAGUACUGACCUCCCCUUCACGGGGGAGGCCACCUCACAGUUUCAGGUAGAACUUGAAGGUUGCUACUAUCGCCCAUUUGCUUCGGGAAGAUCAAGGAGAGAAGACGUGGUUCGUGCUUCCUCCAUUUUUGUUUUAAAAAUAAUUAUAUUAAUGCUCAUGGAUAAUAUUUUUCUGAAUAAUUAUUUGGGGGCUUGUAUGCCCAUGUUUGCCAAAUGUGGCUUGAAGAUUUGUUAUAUUACUUCCGCUGCUUUAAAUGAAUAUCUUACAUUAUGUUUGUUUAUGGAUGUACUAUGUGUGAAUGAUAUUCCAGACGCC